CUCACUUCCUGCUCGGUCUGUGUUAUGCAUUGACCACAGAUUCUGACGGUCAGUCAUCAACAUCAACAUCCACCGUGCCGAGUGUCACGCUGAUUGUCCGCACGAGUCGAACUUAUCCGAACAGAGCCAAACAUUCGGGCUGGCUGUCAGCAGAACCCGAACUGAGCCGAACAUCCUGUUGACUGUCAGCAGGAGCCGAACUUAGCCGAACAGAACCGAACCGAACCGGAAAAACCCGAGCCGAACAAAGAGCAGGCUGCAGAGAGAAAAGUAUUGCGUUUCCACUGUGACGUUUUGAAGGCUUGCUGCCCCGUUGCUCACCUGACCCCGGGGCUGUGUUUGAACCAGCAGCCUGAUGCCGCCGCUGGUGGGAGCCGAGCUGGUCCAGACCCCGGUGCAGCUCUACCGAUACCUGCUGAGGUGCUGCAGGCUGCUGCCGUCCACAGCCAUGCAGAAGCACUAUCAGCACGCCAUCAGACAGGGUUACAACAGCCAUUCAGACGAGGACGACCCGGAGAGGAUUCAGCUGAUGAUCCAGAGAGCCAUAGCAGACGCUGACUGGAUCCUCCACAAGUAUACCAAGAAGUGAGCUGCACGAUGGGAGUGUGCGACGGUGCUGGAACCGAUGGACGUCCUGUCUGUUAGCUUGCUAAAUGUCAUGUGGUUAGCGUGAGCUGACCAGUCUGGACAAUACAGAAGGCUGUGUUAUAACUGACAUUUUUCUGUUUGCAAAGAACACGAAGGGGGCAGAGGUAUGGUGAAGGAAGCAUCAUGGUUUGGGGCUGCUUUGCUUCAUUGGGGCUAAAAUGAAUUCAGUGCAGUAUCUCUUAAAAUGAAAAAUACUGAUCAGACAAUCUGAUCAGUGCUGGAUCGCCUCUAGAUUAAAUAAAUAAUUGAUCCACCAGUGUGCAUGAAGUCAUGUUUAUUGAAACAACAACAGCAACAAUGAUCUGUUUGUGCAAUCGAGGCUCUUCAAGU
Messenger RNA from Salarias fasciatus (jewelled blenny), 978 nucleotides. Its product is annotated as LYR motif-containing protein 9-like. Bases 356 to 589 code for a protein of 77 amino acids. The record is from RefSeq and is a predicted model, not a curated record. The transcript is spliced from 4 exons. Lineage: Eukaryota; Metazoa; Chordata; Actinopteri; Blenniiformes; Blenniidae.